Molecule: messenger RNA, 2490 nt
Organism: Phlebotomus papatasi
Lineage: Eukaryota; Metazoa; Arthropoda; Insecta; Diptera; Psychodidae
Product: bridge-like lipid transfer protein family member 1
Exons: 3
Coding region: 1-2313 (770 amino acids)
Biological process (GO): synaptic vesicle endocytosis
Source: RefSeq, a predicted model, not a curated record
AUGAAACGACUUACAGAAAUUCUUGCAUUCCCUAAGGCUUGGUACAGACACAGUAUAGUUAGGCGACUGUUUUUGGGUGAUUUGAGUGUUCACCAAACUAGUACUGGUGAUUUGGAUUUCACACCGUCUGAUGAGGGUAAGGGAUAUACAAAAAGUGUUGGUGGUUCGUCUUCAGAGAGAAGUCCUCUGCUCAAGGAAAAAUUGCGUUUAAAUUUUGAUGGUGAGGCAUCCAAGUCGUCUGGGGUAAAAUUGAAAGAUAUGGAAAAAUCUUCUAGCUUGGAUUCCAACACAUCUCCGUCAGAACCCAAUCAAGUAACAGCAUGGGAAACUCUUGUACUAUUUGCGGUGAAUUUUAAGAAGCUAAAUGUCCAGAUGAAUAUGGGCAAUGUGAUGGGAAAUGUGGUUUGGCUCACGAAAGCCUUUCAAAGUGAUGGUCGACUAAGUAUUGGAAGUACUGGGCAUAAAAAUAUAUACAUGGGCAUUGGCCUAGGUAGUUCCACAUUAGACGCCAAGGGUGGUAUUGUGGGUGGAACAAUUGAACUAAGAAAAAUUGAUACACAUAUGCGAGUUCAGGAAGAGCCAGGAUGUCAACCACAUCACAUUAUGAGUGUCAAACUAUUGGCUCUAGAACUAAGAUUAGAUUAUAUGGGAACGAGUGUUUUGAUGACAAGGAUAAGCUCUCUUAACGCUGCAAUGGAAGAUAAAUGGGAAAAUUCAAAAGAAUGUUCAUCCGAUGGAAGACUUAAGAAACCAUCUGUAAUUCAUGGAGAUUUAAGCUGGGAUCAGUUGCAGGUGCUAAUAUCGAAGUCAACAACAGCUGAUCUACUCAAGAUGUUCUACAAACUUGAGGAGUUUUUCUCACAGCAAUUCAAAUCCUCAAAGAGGGUAUUUUCAUCAUUGGAGCCAAGAUUUUCCACUGCAGGCAGGACAAGUAGCCUUAAGAGGCGUCAGAUGCAAUUUAGAAAACGAACGAUCUCUGUGACAGACAGUGGAAUUGGUACACAAAGAGAGCAUAGUGCCCAAGAAGCUAGGCAUCAUCGACACUGGCAGAAGCCACUAAAGCAAGUCCUGGGAUUUUGCUUGUCCUCAAUGAGUGGAGAGGCCGUGCCAAUUUCUGGAACAGUUCUCGGUGGCACAAUGGAAUUGCAUGGAAAUAAUAUCUCAUUAGCUUGUUUCCAUGGAAUUAACUUUAAAUCCAAAUCCUGGGCUUUGUUUAGUCUUCGUGAUCCAUGUAUUAAUUUUGCAACUGAGGCUCAACAGAUUGAGAAUACUGAUGAUGUGCAUAUAAAUCAGACAUUAAUAUUUAGUCUUGGAAUGAGUGCUAGGGCUCAGCCACAAAAUCACUCAAUGGCUACUGUCUGUCGGAUGACUCGCAAUAUAAUCUUUCCGCCACAGUUCAAGACACUUCAUGAAUGGUUUCACUAUGCUUUUGCCAACAGUGAGAUAGACUCUGUAGAUCGAUUUCCGGUGCUGGAACGUGAAAAGCCGGAACCCAAUACAAAUUCAAUUGAAAAAGUGCGGUCUGGAGGUGCCGUAGGAGGAUCACAACCUAAGCUACAAGAUCCCAAUCAUAAUCGUGAGGUGAUAUUUGCUCUGCCAAGUCUUAGGUUGCAGUUCAAGACAGAACAUCUUCAAGGAGCUGCAACUCCGGAGUCCAAUCAGGAGGAGAAACCUGUGGUGGAGUGCAGUUUCAUCACAGAAUUUGAAGAUCAUAUCUUUGUGACAGUAGAUGCUGAUGCUUUCUUUUUUCUGCACGAUCUAAUAACGACGUAUCUUAAAGAAAAGGAAAAGGUACUCGCAGCAGCUGGAUAUGCAAGAUCAGCUUCACCAAAUAUUCUUCCUGUCAAUUCAAACCUUACUUCACAAUCUACUACAUCUCCUGAUACUGUAAAAGUUGCUGAUGGUGAUGCAGCAGUUGGAAUGUUCCAAGAAGGUUUGGCAAAUGGUGUCGGUUUAGCUGGUACCUCAACUUCGUCGAAUGCUUCAAAUUCAUCAUCAAAUAUCACAGUGAGUGAGGAAAAGACGUUGAAAAUUGAUAAAAUGGAUAUGGAGGCCUUCUUGAAAGAUUGGCGUGAAUUUGUUUGUCGAACAUGGCAUUUGGAGCCAACUGUACGUCUUUUAUCGUGGGCUGGUAAAUCUAUUGAGCCUUAUGGCAUUGAUUAUAUUUUGAAUAAGUUGGGAUUUAGUCAUGCCCGAACCACUAUCCCAAAAUGGCUUCAGCGUGGUUUUAUGGAUCCUUUGGAUAAGCUGCAGGCCAUGCUUAUGCUGCAACUUCUUUCUAUGGUCAAAGAGAAUCGUGUGCACAAUAGCUAAGCCCUAAAGUGGUGGAUAUUUAUCAAAUCUUACUAUACCUCUCUCUGAUCCAAUGGAUUCAAUCAUACCAAAGAUUUUGCGUUUCAUCAUAGGCGGUUGGCUUCAAAUUAAAUAGAAUUUAGUGAAAUUUAGUGAUCUUAGUGAUGGUAUGCAAUAAAGGGAAACUCAGAAUUAAAA